Messenger RNA from Oryzias melastigma (Indian medaka), 2333 nucleotides. It is a transcript of the gene cdt1, whose product is annotated as chromatin licensing and DNA replication factor 1. The record is from RefSeq and is a predicted model, not a curated record. The transcript has 8 exons. Gene Ontology annotation, cellular component: nucleus. Gene Ontology annotation, molecular function: DNA binding; DNA polymerase binding. Gene Ontology annotation, biological process: DNA replication checkpoint signaling; DNA replication preinitiation complex assembly; mitotic cell cycle. The coding region runs from base 130 to 1941 and encodes 603 amino acids. Lineage: Eukaryota; Metazoa; Chordata; Actinopteri; Beloniformes; Adrianichthyidae.
AGAAAAGGCGUGGUUUGUUUGGUUUCGCGCGAAAAUUGCUUUCUUCUUCCUGUGAAGCUCGUGGACUUCCGGAUGAGUUUGUUUGUGUUCGUGUAGCUUCGCUUCCACUCGGGUCGGCACACGGACGGAAUGGCGCAGGUUCGGCUCACCGAGUUCUUCUCCCAGCGGAAAAAAGGCGCUUCUGGACCGAGGAAGCCCGCCGCGGGCGCGCUGUCCUCCCCGGUUCACCGGGAGUUCGUGCGGGUCAUCGAUGAGGCGGCCGGGCCUGCAGACCGGAGCCCAGACCCCGCAGAGCCCCACACGCCGAAGCGCCCCUCCGGACAGAGCCCGGAGCGGGAGUCCGCCGCGGCGGAGCACAGUUCAGCCAAGAGGAAGCGGAGGGUCCCGGCGGGCGCGGGGGAGCCCGCGGCCGACACGGGAGCGCGCAGGGGGGCGCGGAAGAAGCUCGUCCUGCCCGGUGAGACGGGACGACCCAAGACCCCUCUCGGUGGGGCUCAAACACAGGUUCUGUGUAAGGAGGACGUUGCCGCUCUAAAGUGUCGCCUUCAGAAGAUCCAGAAGCAUGCGGAGGAGGUCUCUCCUGCGUCCUCCUCCUCGGCGCCUCCUGCAGACGUGCACAGUCUCCAGGCCAGGCUGGUUCUGGCCAAACAGCUGUCUGCGAAGGUCCAGAAGAGGGUGGAGUCAGAAGGGAAACGGGAAGAUGCACACACACAAGACAGCAGCGAGCGGCCAGCGUACCAGCGGUACCACACUCUCGCUCGGGACAUCCCGCCAGGCCUGGUUCUGCCGCUCCACUUUAGGCUUUUGGCCGAGAUGUUCCGCAGCAUGGACACGGUGGUCGCCAUGCUCUACAACCGCAGUGAGACCGCCACCUUCGCCAAGAUCCAGCAGGGAGUCCAGGACAUGACCCACAGGCGCUUUGAGCAAAACCAUGUGGGUCAGAUCCGGACCGUGUUCCCUGAGGCUUACACCCUCAAGCAAGAGAAGAACAUUCCCACCUUCACCAGCGGCGCCAAGAAGGGCCAGUACCAGCUGACCGUGGAGCCCAUCAUUGUCUCAGGUCAGAACCACCCCCAUAAGACAUGGCACCGCCCACUGGAAGCUGUAUUCACAUCUGUGUCCUCCUCAGACCAGAACCAGGCCCGGCCCGUUCUGUCCGCCUCUCGUCUGCUGGAGAGAAGGCGUGUCUUCCACCAGAACCUGAUCUCCCUGGUGAAGCAGCACCAUCAGGAGUUUUUGUCUUCGCUGGUUCCGCCUGUUUCGGUUCCGGAUGACAAGCUAACCCGCUGGCAUCCCCGCUUUAACGUGGAUUUGGUUCCUGCAGUCCCGGCGAGCCUGUUACCUCAACCUCCUCACAGGGAGACCCUGUCUACUGCCCAGGAGGUUCUGGACCGGGCUCGCUUGCUUAUCAACCCCAAGAUGGAGAAGGCGUUGACUUCUGCAGCUCAGAGAGUCCAGCUCAGAACUGCUCCGAGUUCUGAAACCUCAGGUGUCCAGAAGGUAGCAGAACCCGCAGCCCCAGCAGGUCUGGUUCCAGAGUCUUUAAAGGGGGUGUCCCAGUCCUUGCUGGAUCGGAUUCGGGCCAAAGAGGCCCAGAAGCUGCAGGCAGUCAUGACCCGGGACCCGGCCCAGGAGGAGCGUCUGCUGAUGAUGUCCCGGCUGCUGGAGCUGGCCCGGAUCCUGCGCAGCGUCUUUGUGGCUGAGAAGAAGGCGUCGUUGACCAUGGAGGCGGCCUGCAGCCGCAUGGCGGCGAGCUACAGCUCCGCCCUCACUGCAGGAGAGAUGGAGAAACACGUCCACCUGCUGGCAGAACUCGCAGCUGGUUGGCUAACCCUUCAUCCAAUCAGGAAGGACGUGUACUUGAAGCUGGACCGGAAGGUGGAGCUGUCUGUGGUUCUGGACAAGCUGGGCCGCCGCCUCAGGGAGGAGGAGCAGAAGUGAUGGAAGCUCCUGCAGUUGUAGCAGCUGAACUUUUCUCCUCGUGUUUUUUGAUUUUCCCUGGAAGAGUGAAAACAAACCGAGCUGGCCUGAUGAGGACGAGGUCUGCAUCCUCCGGGGCCAAGAAGGGGACGUUGGAAAACCGGACGCCAACAGUCUGACCAUGCAGACUUCCUGACUGCUCAGUAGCUGGAAUGAUCGGUUUAGUGAAGCUAACUGCAGCAGAGGCGCCGGCGGAGCCGCUCCUGCGUGGAGGAGGUCCUCACGUUCUACCUGGAGGAUCCAGGCGUGGACGUUCAGGGGUUAAGCUUAGGGGGGGGUUGUGUUAGGCAAUCCUCGUUAUCAUUGGCAACAGUGAAAAGUUGUCAAAUAAAAUUCGAUUUUUUUUAUUAAAA